AUGGAAUGUCUCCCCAUACGUGCAGAAGGACUCGGGCCGCUCGUUACCUUAUUGAAGGCGGCACCAAACCUGCAUCGAUUACGGAUUUCUCCCAUCCGGCCAGGACCGAUAUGUGCAUUGGAUAAUUUAUCCGAUGAAGUCUUGCAAAAAAUAAAAGUUAAAGUGUUGGACUUUUACCCCUCCGAGGACAACAUGUUGGAUGAAGACGGUAUGGGUCCUGCAAUUCAGACCCUUGCAAAGCUAUUUCAACAAUUGGAAGAGUUCAAUUUUUAUCCCAGAUUUGAUUACAUCGAUGACUACCCACAGACAGUUUUCUCGCCGGCCGACGUCAUUUUAUCUCUGAGCUCAGUCAGCACGACGUUAAAACGAAUAGAGAUUGACACAAGCGAUGAUUCUAUGCCCACAGAUCACACCAACUUGGGGCCGGCUCUUGCAACCCUAACAAAUCUUGUGACCUUAUCCAUGGAUGCGCAAUGCUUUUGCCACCACGAACCGGACCCUGAGUCGAUAACUCAAGACCAUGAUGUUAGUUGCAUAACGAGCAUCCUGCCAACCACUGUCAAAUACCCGUCUAUCAAGUUACGGAAAGGCCGAAAAUCCAUCAACGAUAUCGUAGAGCUGGGUCCUCAGGUUGCUGCCGGCAAGUUCUCAAACUUGAAUCGAGUCGAUGUUGUGCAUGGAAACUACACCCGUUUUUCAGUGGAGAUUUCAGACGUUGAGCGACGUCUCAUUCUCGCGGCGUUCAGCAACUCUCAGACCAAUGCGUAUUUUCGUUACAUGGGAAAUCAUACCCCCCGUGAAUAG
This is a messenger RNA of Pochonia chlamydosporia 170, 804 nucleotides long. RefSeq lists its product as hypothetical. Bases 1 to 804 code for a protein of 267 amino acids. The record is from RefSeq and is a predicted model, not a curated record. Lineage: Eukaryota; Fungi; Ascomycota; Sordariomycetes; Hypocreales; Clavicipitaceae. The transcript has a single exon.